Molecule: messenger RNA, 9330 nt
Organism: Seriola aureovittata
Lineage: Eukaryota; Metazoa; Chordata; Actinopteri; Carangiformes; Carangidae
Product: arylsulfatase I
Exons: 8
Coding region: 6411-8135 (574 amino acids)
Source: RefSeq, a predicted model, not a curated record
CAAAAUUUAAAAAAGUUCACAUGGAUGACAAGUUACAUAAAUAUUGAGUUGUGAUUGGUUGUAUCAAAAAAUAUUAUCAAUAUCAAGCUAAUCUGUUUAGGCUUUCUAGUCUUUUGGGAAAGUCCAAGACAACUUUCAAGUCAAGUCUCGAGGCUUUGAAGUCAAGCUCAGGCCAAAGGGACAAGGUGUCUUUCACAUCUGAAUGCUAACAAUUAUAGGCAAGGGCAUAUUUACAUUUCCCUGUUACAUGAUAAUAGUGUUUAUUAUACUACCAGGACCAAAACCCUUCAAUACACAGGGAUUAUACUGUAUUCAUAUUCUAUACAGUCAAUUCUGAAUGAAAUUGAAUUAAAUUACAUCAAGUCUCAAGUCUCUAGUCUACAGCUCUGAUAUGAAAAGCUAUGAUAUAGAAGAUAUUAGAUACAAAUAUUAACACUUUUACAGUCUUUGUCCCCAGCUAUUUUAUUAUUUCCCCUUAGAAUUGCAUGUUUGGCUUUUUGCAACGACAGGAAUAAAAAAAAAAAACCUGGCAGAGCUGUGCUUCUGUCUUGUCUUGGUUUGUGAUUGUGACUGACAGAGAGCAGAUUUUGUCCUGACAGCUUGAUCUUGCUGCGGACACAUGCCACAUAUUGCAGCUCAAGUAGGGCACUUGUGCACACUUUAACAGGGAAAUGCCAGCCAGCAGCCAUCUUCAUUUGGUGCUUUGCUAUUUGCGCCUGAGGUCAGUCAGGACUGGCGUUAUGCCCACCCUGAAUUUCCUCAGAUUUAUGUUAGCCAUGUCAACAAGUCCCAUAAAAGAUUCAAAGCAGAUCUUUGAAAAGACAGCAGUGUUGAUUGCUCUCUAUGAGGGCACUGCUGUGUAUUGAAUGAGUAUUGUAUGUUAGAUUUCAGAGAUAAGGAAGUGUUGCUUUGGUUGGCCUAAUUAGCUUUAUUUCUAGCUAUUCUGGUUUGCCUGUAAUGAAAUCCCACCUCCCCAUUUAGCUAAGCCUUUCAAAGUGGCCUGUGCCUGCUUGUAUAUCAGUUAUUCAAUCAGUCAGUCAACUUGUGGUUGCAAGUCAUAACAGUUAUAAUACCCUUACAUGCCCGCGCACACACACAUACAGCACAUGGACUGAUACAAAAAUACACAUAAACUCUUAUAAAUAAACACACACAAGGCACAAACCCAGCACUGACACACCGGCUCUUUCAGUGAAGCCCUGAACGGGUCCACCUGUUAGGGACAGUGCAGUUUGAGACCUGACAAGAUUACGCCUUCCUGCUCUCAGGGGUGAAGGAGCGCGCUGUUUUGGAUGGUCAGACAGAAACAGCUGUCCAAUACCGUGAAGGUGAUUCGGUGUCCUGUGGCUCUCUCGUGUACAUACCACUACAUUCUGCAUAAGUCAACUACAAGUAGGAUUAACAUUUUAAAGAACCAACAUUCAUUUGAUGCUAAAUGCCGUUCUGUGAAUAUGGCAGUUGUCUCAGAUAUAUAAUCUAGAGUUACACGAUCCAUAGCACACUUUCUGAUAAACAAACAAAGCAAAGGUUAAGUUUCUUCAAUUACACUGACCAACCAGAGGGACAAUCAUUAUAAACUCCAUGUUAUGUGAGCAACCCCUACAAAACAAAAGUUUUCAAAGGCUGAAUUUUUAGGAUAUAUGAACAAAGCAAUCAGGUUCAUAAAAUGUAGAGCAUUAUAUAUGAUAUUAUCACACUGGAAAAAAAAGUUUUAAAAAAGCUAUUUUAAGAUAUUUAGUGGAAGAUUUAUUGAAAAUCACUGCAGAAUAGGUUGACCAAAGCAAGCUGUUUUCUUCCUCCUGAUCAUUCAUGCACAAUUCAUGUUGUCCCAGAACAGGAACAAUGACGAGUACAACAGAGGUUUAGCGAUCAGAAUUCGCUUUGCAUGUGAACCUAUGAGAAAGAUUUAUAUCUUCUUCUAUAAUCAGCAGCAUACUGACUAGUACAUGUACAAAAAUAGUGUAUGAGGUAAAUUUUUGAGUGCUGCGCUGAAACGCACACCUUGGCUGACCCUAUGACCUGCUGCUUCUCGAUCAAAAAUAGCCAGCUGGAAAAGUAGUUCUGCCCAGUCAACGAUUAUUGCAAGUGUCUGUGGGUAUAUAUGUAUGUAUAUUUGUGUGAUGUGUGUAGAUGUAUGCAUGCAUAAUCUGUGUGCAGGUGUUCUAAAACGGGAAUAAUCAUAUCCAGAAAUAAAUUCACUCUGUACAAAAAUCUAAUAAGAGAGAAAGUCGGCCCAAGUCUCUUUGAACAGACAAAACAAGGUGGGCAGAGCGAAGUCACAGAUGGUGAUGGCAUAGAACUGAUUGGAUACAAACAGCAAAGGAUCAAUAUUAACUCAGAAAAUAUCAUGUUUUUUUUAUUUUUUUUUAUAUUUACUUCUAUUUUGGGUUUUUUUUUGGGGGGGGGUUCUUUCAAACCAUUUCAGCUUUAUCUCUCAGGUGCUAUUUUUUUCUCCUUGCAAGCCUAAUAAAUCCUUUUAUCCAGUGUAUAGGCCCUAUUCCACUUUGGCUAACAUAUUAAUUUAGGAGAUCAAGAUUCAAAUCUGGACUGUUUCAGUGGUGCCAAAUGUAGACACCUCUUUCUUGUCCAUGAAGAAUUUGCUCUAGUGGAGUAAAAUGAGCUGCAAGCCUCCAUAUGAGAGUUGUAGGGUUAAAUGUUUCCAUUAAACAAUGAAUAUUUCUUACAGGGAACUUUAUUUAAGAGAGAGUAGUAUGUAAUUCUCACAAAGCAAUAUUAUUUUGAGCAUUUCACACCAAUGUGACUUGGGUCUUGCCUGAACCACAGUGAUUUCAACCACUGAACUAAAUCCACACUUUCAUCACAUUCAUUGCUCACCUGUGUGGUUUCUACUGUUGUGUUUCCAAAUAAAUCUCAGGUUACCUUCCAGCUUAAACAUGACCUAGCAUGGCUGCAGUGAUUUCUUACUGAAAUGAUGACAUAGUGGAAACAUGCUAGUUGAAUAGCACAAAAUCAGAUCAUGGUCAUGUGUCAAUAGUGAGCAGUAUCCGUAAGCCCCUCCACAAUAAAGACGCAGUUUAUAAAGCAAUGACCUCAGUUUACCAAAAAUCUCUCUCAAAUUGCUCAGAGCACUACUGAAGCAUAGUGUCUGUAAGUGGCACAAAGUCAAAGUUAUUUCUUAAGUUGUUUGUCAGAUUUUAUGGUCAAUGUUACUCUAGUUUCAGCAGCAUUCAUUAACAGAUAUGCAACAGGGUUGCCCCACAUUCCCAGCUGAACUUGAAGUUUAAAGUUCACCCAAUCAAUCAUCAGAGUGCUUCUGCAUUAAGACCGUUCUCAAACAAGAUGAUGAUUCAUAUUCAGGUCCCAAACCAACCACCAUGGUAGCCAAUAUUCCAUUUCAACUUUCCUUCAACUUUCCAUUUCCUUAAAUCUCCUCCUAAUAUAUCUCAGCUGAUAUUUCACUUCUCUUAAGCGAGACUGUUGAAUCUAACACAAUAUUCUACUUUCCGCGUUCAGCUCAGCAAAUCACAAACUGACUGCUUCUGUCCAACCUGCUGAAUGACCCGUCUUACCUUCGCCACCUGGAGUGGCUUCUGAUGUUCCACACCUCCCUGGAGACGAAACCCCCAUGGCGCUCCACCGGACAAUGCCUGCCCUUUGUAGAUAUGCUAGGACCCAGCUAGUCCUGGAUACUGUGGAGAGUCUGAAGGAAGACAUUUAAUACACAAACAAAUCUACAGGCCAAGCCAGUGGCAUCGGUCGACAUCAAACAGGAAGUUCACCCCAAAGAGCACGAGACAACACCGACAUUCUGCUGCCAGCAGACAGGUCUCCAGAAGCUUCUGUUUGUUGCAGUGUUUCUCAAAGGCAUGGAAAAAUGCAGCAACACCUCAGAAUGCCCAGGCAGGCAUUGACAGGUCUCCGUUCACUCCAAGCCUGACUACUGAUGGAGAAGAAGCUCUAGAUAUUGACAACACUGUGGCUGCAGAGAGGGAGAAUGCUGUGAAUGAGAUGGUGACCCCUCAGCUGGACAUCUCUCUCAAACCACUCAACCUGGACGUGCCAGCAGCAGUUGAUCUAGAUGUGUUUGCCACCUUCGACCCCACGGUGGCUCCCUCCACAUCUACCCAGACUGCUGAUAUGAUGCAUGCCGAUCCCAGCAACACAGUUGAGAAGACUUUGACAGACAGAUUUGUAGAGUAGCAGCAGGCGGAGACCCAGUGCCCUUUAACUGAGGGUUCUGUGCCAGCAUGGCCGACACUGCCAACCAGCCACUGCCAGCCCUGCCCCCCCUCCCACCAGCUUGGAUGAGCCCGUUUCCCGCUCAUAUGCUGAACUCCUGACCCCGGUUUGUGACAGACUGUGCUGCAUCUCUCCCAGGACUCCCACUGUCCUGGGGGGGAUGAGUCCUGUGUCAUCUUCUUCAUGACACAGAGGCGGCAUGGUGCCAGGUGACCCCUCAUAACCUCUGUGUGCUGUCAGCAGCAGUUGAGGAAAGAGCACAAUCCCUCGCUCUCUGUAUUCCUCAAGAAGACAUUUGUCACUUUCCAUUUUUACAGCCUCCCUCCAUGUCUUCCCCCCUCUUAGCAGUAAAACGGAGUUCAUGUCGCCCUGCAUUUCCCUGAGGCAAACUGAUGGCUACACCCAGAGACCCAGACGUACAUACACAGCAAGACAAAGUGACUGCUCCUUUUAUGCCACUUUGUUUAUGUUGUAUUCUCUCAUCUUAGACAGUGAAGCUUUCUUUUUCUCACAUGCACAUUAUUGCUUUCUGUCUCACAGUUAUGCAUCUUUUUCCUUUCCUUUCUACCCCCCUUGUCACUUUUACUUCUCUUUUUUAUUACGUUAUAUAUUCCUUUUCAUAUGUUUCUAUUUCCCACCAAUUGUUUCAUCUAAUCCACCUCAGUUUAUCACCUCCUCCCCCACUUGGUUAGCAUCAUUCUUACCUCAUCGUUGUCUUUCCCUCUCCCACCAUUGAUCUCAAUCUCUCCAGCAUUUGCCUCACUCUCACUGUGGGCAAAAAGCCUGUGAAAUUUCCCACAGGGUGAGACAACAUGAGUUUCCUUCUACAACCUAGGAAAUGGACUCGUAUCUGAGGCAUUGAUUUCCUCUCAGUAUUAUGGGAAGGAGACAGCAGUGAGGUGAAGGCUAAGAGCCAUGCGGUCGAUACGCAUUCUCAUCACAACACAGGAUGUUCCUCCGUAGUUGGAUUGGUUUCACCGCCCCAGCACGGGCGGUAAUUGUCAUCGGGUGACUCUAUUAAUUGAGCAGUAUCAUGCAAUAAAAAUAAAGAAUGACAGGGAUUAUUUGAUUUUCAUUAGGGAUUUACAGUAUACUUUGAAAUAUGCAAUACGGGAAAUCAGUGGAAAUAUUAGCUGUAGCAAUCGUAAUAGCACUUUGAUAGGAGUGGCAGUCAGAAAGAAUAGCAGUCAUUACAGCGUUAGUGACAGUAAUUGUAAUAACAGUGGUCAUAUCAGCGAUAGUAGUAAUACAGAUUGCUUCAUUACAGAUUGGCUUUAAACCGUUGCUUCUGCUACAGUAAGUUACAAUUUACAUGGCUUCUUAUUACCUGUCGUGGUUUCUAGCUACUUUCACUUCCCAAGUUUUGACAGAUUUCCUCUGCCACCUGAAUACAAUGGAGGUCAAAGGAACAUUUGUUUCUGUUGAAGAAAUAGUCCCUAUGAAAACAGCUACAGUGAGGUCUGUGGAUCAUCCAGAGAAGCACAUUUUCUGUUGGAGCCCUCAUAGGAAACAAACACAAUGAGCCAAGUUAAAUUUUGUUUUUUGAAAAAAUAUUAUUGCUGUUGCAAAUCAAACAUUUUUACACACAAAAGACGGGGAAUUUUGAGAGCAGCACAGGUCUCUUAGUGUUUCAUUUGGUGUGAGCGUCACCUGUUGAACUUUUUCUUGCCAAAACUCGGCCCUUUUUUUCUUUCUGUAUAAAUCUUGCUAACGUCAAUCAUGAUGACCUUGCAGCUAUCAAAGCACUCCUGUUUCUUUAUUGUUUUCCAAUGUGUGUGUGUGUGUGUGUGUGUGUGUGUGUGUGUUUAUUUGAGUUGCUCAGAUCUUCCCAGCCACUGUAUGAGGCGCCUGGAAGUACCUAGGAAUGUAGCAAGGUACUGCAAAGAGGGAAGCCUCUCUCAGUCUCUCACACACACACACAUACACCCCUUUUCUAAUGUCUUGCCCAUCUUAGAGACAGCAGUUUUUCUCCACCCACCACAGCAGCUGGCACCAGCUCAGCCCCAUCUCACAAAACCAAGAAUAAUCCCCAGAAAAAGAUGACAACUCAGACUUAAUGGACAGAUAAGGCUUUUGGACGAGCUCCUCAGACGCACAGAUCUGCCCAUUUUUCUGCAGGAGUGGUCCGGCCUGAGAUUUAUUGACUGCAGACAUAGCAGAACAGAAAAUACAGACUUCUGUAGAUAUUAGCUACAGAGGUUUUUCUGGAGAUGACGGGAAGAAUCUGCUCAGUGUGUUUCCUGGUGAUUGCCUUGACCUUGCUCAGUGGCCUUGGCUGCCUGAGUGAAGUAUUGUCUUCAAAUGAAGGCGUCGGCGUCGAAGAGGUGGAAGGGCCCAGACCUCCUCACCUUAUCUUUAUCAUGGUGGAUGACCAGGGUUACGGAGACAUUGGCUACCACGGCUCAGACAUCCGCACUCCUGUGUUGGACCAGCUGGCAGCAGAGGGGGUCAAACUUGAAAAUUAUUAUGUCCAGCCUAUCUGCUCACCCUCUCGCAGUCAACUCAUGACAGGGCGCUACCAAAUUCACACUGGACUCCAGCAUUCAAUCAUCCGACCACGUCAGCCCCUCUGCCUCCCCCCUCACAUUCCCACCCUACCAGAGCGUCUGGUUGAGGCCGGAUACGCCACCCACAUGGUGGGUAAAUGGCACCUGGGCUUCUGCAGGACAAGCUGCCUCCCCACAGGGCGUGGCUUUCAGAGUUUCCUGGGCACAUUGACUGGCAGUGGAGAUCACUUCUCCUAUCAGAGCUGUGAUGGGGCUGAAGCCUGUGGGUUUGACCUGCAUGACGGAGAUAGGCCUGCCUGGGAGAUGACCGGCAACUACUCCACUUCGCUUUACAUAGACAGAGUGAAGCAGAUCCUGAGGAGCCACGAUCCCCAUAAACCCCUCUUCCUGUACGUGUCUCUUCAGGCCGCACAUACACCCUUGCAGGUACCAGAUAACUUUCUGCACCACUAUGAUUCCCAGGGCAAUCGUCUCAGGCGCCACUACGCAGCCAUGCUGAGCUGCCUUGAUAACGGGGUUGGAGAAGUGGUUCAGGAACUGAAGACUAGUGGGCUCUAUCAAAACUCAGUACUGAUCUACUCAGCUGAUAACGGUGGGCAGCCGCUCUCUGGAGGGAGUAACUGGCCGCUGAGAGGUGGCAAGGGGACCUACUGGGAGGGGGGCAUCCGGGCUGUAGGCUUUGUCCAUAGUCCCCUCCUGAAGAAGAAGAGUGUAGUCAGCAGAGCACUGAUCCAUGUGUCUGACUGGUAUCCCACAUUAUUGGGGCUGGCCGGGGCCCUGGAGUCCCACCGUGGCCUUGACGGUCACAAUGUGUGGGGCACUAUCAGUGAGGGCCUACCCUGUCCUCGUACUGAAAUCCUUUUCAACAUUGACCCAGUCUCCAGGAAGCCCGGAGAGCCGUAUGACAAGGCGUUGGUACUCAACGGGUUUGGGAUCUGGGACACAGCUGUGAGGGCUGCGAUAAGGGCUGGAGACUGGAAGCUACUGACAGGAAAUGUAGGGGACGGGGACUGGAUACCACCACAGGCUCUUCCUGUUGGUCCAGAACGGUGGCAGAAACUCGAGAAGCGGCGCAAUGAGCUUGGGAAGUCAGUUUGGCUGUAUAACAUCACCUCUGACCCCUACGAGAGGUCAGACCUGGCUGAAGCUCGUCCAGAGGUAGUAAAACAUCUGCUGACCAGGCUGGCGGAGUACAACCAGACAGCUGUGACGGCCAGGAAUCCACCUGAUGACCCUAUGGCUGACCCUGAGCUCCAUGGUGGGGUGUGGGGCCCCUGGCUCGGCUUGGAUGGACAAGAGGAGAAUAGUGUAGAGGUGGAUGGCAGGAAAGAAAGGAUGAUGAAGAUUAAGCACUGCAAACUAUGCAAAUUAAAAGCCCUUUUCAAGAAGGUGGGUUCACGUCUAGAGAGGAACACACUGUUCUACUAGAUAUGUCAUCUGGCACCAUUAACUGGACUGAAAGGUGUCAGUAUGCUUCAAAUAAACUAGGUUGUGUCAUCUGAACACAUCUGAAGGCAAGUCUUAAUACCUGUUAGGAAUGAUCACACUCAAAGGCGGAGCUGAAUACUUUUUUAUCAAAGAGAGGUGAGAUGCAAUGUAUUAUUCAGAUGGGUAUGCAGUUUGAAGACAGUCUCUCCUAAAAUGUAUUCAUAGUGUUGCCCUUUAUUUUACACAUAAAAAGUGACACAAGUAAUUGUGUGAAUUAGUUGUCUGAAGAAUGAAAGAAGAGAGCUAGAGAGAGAAGUUCAAAUUAUUCUUACUUUAUCACCUCCAGACAUCUGGUCAUGCGUGAAGUUGGCAUGUUUGUCGUAUCAUUGGUUUAAAACUUUUUGGGGAUAGGAGGUUCCAGACGCUGUUCAAUGAUCUGAAAAGGACUUUACUUAAAGCAUACUGACACCUGAACCAUGAGGAAGUGGAAGGGAAAGAGAGAUGGAGGCAAAGUAAAAUACAGACCAGCGGAUGACCGAGCAGGUCAGAUAGACAAGAUAGACCCACAAUCAAAUCCUGAAGGUCGGCAGAUAAACAGGCAGCCUGAUAGACAAAGCAGACAGCGCUGUGUGGCCGGCUGAGCGAGCUGACUCAUUCACUGUCCUGCGGCCAAACUGCAGCAGGGUGACUUUGGUCCAUCGUUGGCCUGCAUAGGGAGCAAUGUGUGUGUCAUCACGCAUGUUUGCCUGUGUUCGUGAAUGGUUUGAUUAAUACAGAUAGAGAUAGAGUGCGUGCAUGUGGAAGUGAGGCCUGAAGAGAGGGGAAGAGGAAGAAAGUCACGGAGGGUGACCUCUCCAUGUCUCCUGUCCUAAUCAUCCUAGAGGACUCUUAAAGGAUGACAUAAAGACACCCACGGCGGUUGUGUUUGUCAAAUGUCACCGUGUUCUUUUGUUCUUAAGGGUUAUAUAGAGUCACUUCUGCUCAUACUGUGGCUCACUCCUCUGCCUUUGAAAGACCUCUGACUACCACACAGUGUCCAGUCCCUGCAGCAGUGACUAACCAACAAAAGCUCAGUAGCUGUAGCAGUAGGUCUUUUCUGGACUGAUGGUAUCGAAUGUAAACUUAUCGACUGUGUUGUAAAAUGCUGGGAAUCUAAUUGAAAGGAUCUAAAUAAAAUCAUAAAUGCAAAAACUCA